Molecule: messenger RNA, 7611 nt
Organism: Lagenorhynchus albirostris (white-beaked dolphin)
Lineage: Eukaryota; Metazoa; Chordata; Mammalia; Artiodactyla; Delphinidae
Gene: SHROOM2
Product: shroom family member 2
Exons: 12
Coding region: 184-5211 (1675 amino acids)
Biological process (GO): actin filament organization
Cellular component (GO): adherens junction; apical junction complex; cortical actin cytoskeleton
Molecular function (GO): actin filament binding
Source: RefSeq, a predicted model, not a curated record
CCCUCCCUGUCCGGGGCCGGUACUUUCCUCCCAAGUUGCAGCGCAAGUUUGCCAGUGGCCGGCGGCGGCGGGGCGCCGGGAGCCUCCCUCGCCCUCGGCCGGCCGGGGCUCCCCCGAGUGCAUGGGCGCAGGUCGGGCGGCCCUGGGGGCCUGAGCGGCCGCGCCGCCUCCGAGCCCCGCGCCAUGGAGGGCGCAGAGCCCUGUGUGCGGCCAGAGCGCCUGGCAGAGGCCGAGGCGCGGGCGGCCGAUGGCGGGCGCCUGGUGGAGGUGCAGCUGAGCGGCGGCGCCCCUUGGGGCUUCACCCUGAAGGGCGGCCGCGAGCACGGCGAGCCGCUGGUUAUCACGAAGAUCGAAGAAGGAAGCAAAGCGGCGGCAGUGGACAAGUUGUUGGCCGGAGAUGAGAUCGUUGGCAUCAACGACAUCAGUCUGUCGGGGUUUAGACAGGAAGCGAUUUGCCUGGUGAAGGGGUCGCAUAAGACCCUGAAGCUGGUGGUGAAAAGUUAUUUAUCUUGGCUGCGCUGGGUCUUCGUUGUGGCACUGAGGGUCUUCAUUGCAGCACGUGGCCUCUUUAGUUGCGGCAUGUGGACUUGUAGUUGUGGCGUGCAUUCAGGAUCUAGUUCCCCAGCCAGAGAUCGAACACAGGCCCCCAGCAUUGGGAGCGUGCAGUCUUGCCCACCGGACCACCAGGGAAGUCCCUACAAAGUAUCGAGUAGAGUUCCCUGUGCUAUACAGAGGACUGAGCUGAGCUGGAGGCCACACUCCUGGCACGUCACCAAGUUCUCCGACAGCCACCCCGAGACAUCGGCAUCUCCAUUCCCCUCUACCAGCUCCUGCCCCUUGUGGCCAGGCCAGCACCACGCCAGCUCUUCGUCCCAGGACCUGUCGAGCGGCCUGUGGGAGCAGACGCAUCUGCAGCGCGCCUCUGACCACUUCAGCUCCCUGGGGAGCGUGGACAGCCUCGACCAGCCUGCCCAGUCCUACCCGUCCGGGCGCCUCUCGGCUGCCAAGUCCAACAGCAGCAUCGACCACCUGGGCGGCCCGAGCAAGCGGGACUCCGCUUACGGCUCCUUUUCCACCAGCUCCAGCACGCCUGACCACACCCUGCCCAAGGCGGAUGCCUCCUCUGCUGAGAACAUCCUCUACAAAGUAGGCCUUUGGGAGGCCUCCACCGGAGGCAGCGACCGGCAGGGCCUGGCUGCCGGCGACCCUCAGUGUGUGGACGAGAGGCUCGGGUGCUUCCCCCCCAGGGUCCCCUCUGACAGCAGCACGAGCCCCAGGCCCGAGGACAGCCCUGAGCCCAAGCUAGCUGCUUCCGGGAGGUCCAGUUUUGGGCCAGUCUGGUAUGUUCCCGAUAAGAAGAAGGCCUCUUCGUCCCCUCCUCCGCCCCCUCCCCCUCUCCGCAGUGACAGCUUUGCGGCCACCAAGAGCCACGAGAAGACCCAGGGCCCUCCAUUCUCAGAGGCGGCCACCACGCAGCACCCUCCGGGCCUGACCCGCGCUCCGUCCCACAGCGACUGGCGACCGGAAGCGGCCGAUCAGCCGCAGGGACCAGCGCGCCUGGGCGACGGGAGGAGAGCCGGAAGCUCGGGCUGUGCGCCGGGUGUCCCCCUGGACUGCGGGUGGCCGCCGUGCGACAGCGGGGCCAGGGCCCUCCCGGGGGCCCCCAGCCGGCUCCAGGCCUCCCUGUCCAGUGCGGACGUGCGCUGCCCGCCACCUUCGCCCGCAUGCCAGCACCCGCGCCACUCCAGCGACGAGAGCCCCUUCUUUCACGAGGGGCCCGGUGCCGCCACGUGGCUCAGCGAGCAGCCGCCUGCCGAGCGCUUCCCGGAUGACAGCCCCGCUCCGGUGGGGCGGCCCAGCGCUGGCGACCACAAGGGGGACGGUGGCGCGCAGAGCCGCUACUACUGCGUGACCUCCAGACGCGGCCCGCAGGGCGGCGCCCCGGCCGCGCAGCCCCGCUGCUACCCGCCCCGGCUCGAGGGGCCCCCGGGCGCCCGGCAAAGGGGGAGGGUGGCGCCGGCGGACAGGGAGGCCGGGGGCCACUGCGAGGGAGCCGAGGAACCGCCCGCGGCCGGCCUCGUGGAAACGGCGAGUGUGAAGAAGGUCGCAGGCGGCUUCGCGUGGGGCCACGCGGGCGGCGAGAUCUGCCCCCUGCAGACGCCCAUGCUGCACUCGCUGACCCAGGAAGGGGCGCGCCGGCCCGAGGCCGGCCACGAGGGCGCCCUGGAGAGGCCCCCGCCCGAGGCCCCGGCGGGCAAACCCAUGCGGAGGAGCGACCGUUUCGCCACCACCCUGAGGAACGAGAUCCAGCUGCGGCGAGCCAGGCUGCAGAAGAGCCGGAGCACGGCAACCCUGGCCGGCGCCGCGGAGGGGGACGAGACCACCGCCGAGGCAGAGGCGCGCGACUGGGGGGUGCAGCCGACAGGGGGCCCCCCGGAAGCCGCCUUCUCCAGCACAUAUAAGGACCACCUGAAGGAGGCGCAGGCCCGCGUCCUGAGGGCCACGUCGUUUAGGCGCCGCGACCUGGAGCCCUGCCCGUCGGACCCCGACACCCUCCCUCGCGUCUGGGAGGCAGCCCCGGCCAGGCUGCCCUCGAGCGCCGGCGGCGCGCUGCACGCCCCGCGCAUCGCAGGCCGGAGGCGCUUCACGGCCGAGCAGAAACUGAAGUCCUACUCCGAGCCCGAGAAGAUGAACGAGGUGGGGCUCGCGGGGGAUGAACGCCCGCGCCAGCGCCCCGCGCCUCCCGACGAGACCGUGCGCACUUUUGCCGACAGGUGGAAGUUUUUUGAGGAAACCAGCAAGCCCGUAGGCCAGCGGUCGGGGCUGAGGCCGGCACCCUGUGGGUUCCCCAAGGAGAAGCCAGAGAGGCCUUGGACAGCGGGCCCCGGAAAGGAGGGAAAGGUGGGGAGAUCAGACCCACCUCAGAGGCUGGGAACCUUUGCAGAGUAUCAAGCCUCGUGGAGGGAACAGAGGAAAGCCCCGGAAGCCAGGAGUUCUGGGAGGUACCACUCGGCAGACAACAUCCUGGACGUGGGUCUGGACCAACACGAGAGGCCACAGUACAUCCACGGAAGGUCCCGGUCGUCGCCCUCGACCGACCUCUACAAGCAGGAAGCUUCUGUGGAAGUGCGACGGCAAACGGAGGACCCCGGUGCGCGCAGAGAGCUUUCUUCCUCAGUCCAGGCCGAGGAGGGACGCCCCACCCCAAGACAAGCAGAUGCCCCAUGUGCAGAAGACAGUCCGGGAGCGCAGCGGGACCCCCAGCAGCCGUCCCAGGUCUCUGAACCAGCUGGCUCCCGGGAAGCUCCCGAGGUGCCCCCGGAGGGCCGUGGCCGGGCGGGGACCCUUCCUUGCGAUUACAGAUACCCGGAGGAACGCGCGCCCGCGGACCGGCCUGCCGCCCCGCACGCCCGGGGGCAGGACCCCCGGCCCCUGAGCGCUGCCCCGCUCUCCCGGAGGCCCGCCCCACAGAGGCCGCCGCCGCCCAGGCGUGAGCCCAGGCCCUUGGCGGGCGUACCUGCGGCUGCUCACCUGGGCGCGCCCGGCAGGCCCCGCCCCCUGGCCCCGGAGGUGUGCUCGUGCUCGGACCGUCCGGCCCUCGCCCGCUGCAGCCCCGGCGCCUCGGCGGAGAAGCCGAGCGCCGCCCGGCCCGCGGCAGAUGGCCCGCGGGCUGCGGGGGAGCCGGCCGGGCAGCAUGUAGACGAGCGCGCAGGCUGGCCCCGGCGGGAGGCGCCGCUCCUUUCCAAGUUCCGGCCCUUGCAGACCUCCGCCAUGGAGACCUCGCGCUCCCCGUCGCCUCAGUUCGCGCCGCAGAAGCUGACGGACAAACCCCCGCUGCUCGUCCAGGAUGAAAAUUCCACCAGAAUCGAGCGGGUGAUGGACAACAACACCACGGUGAAGAUGGUGCCCAUCAAGAUCGUGCACUCGGAAAGCCAGCCCGAGAAGGAGAGCCGCCAGGGCCUGGCCCGCGUCCCGGAGCCACCCGUGCUGCCCAGCGGGCUCGAGCGGGACCAGAUCAAGACGCUUAGCACGUCCGAGCAGUCCUACUCCCGCUUCUGCCUGUACAGCCGCCAGGGCGCCGAGCCCCAGCCCCCUGGCACCCCGGUGCCCACGGCCAAGGACAGCCGGGCCUCCACGCCCACGCUCAGCUACGUGAAGGCCAAAGAGAGGACUGCCGAAGACCUCAAGUCGGAGGAGCUGGCCCGCGAGAUCGCGGGCAAGGAUAAGUCCCUGGCGGAUAUCCUGGACCCCAGCGUGAAGAUCAAAACCACCAUGGACCUUAUGGAGGGCAUCUUCCCCAAAGACGAGCACCUCUUGGAGGAAGCUCAGCAGCGGAGGAAGCUGCUCCCCAAAAUCCCCUCUCCCAGAACCACAGACGAGAAGAAGGAGGAGCUGACUGUGCCGGCGGCCGUGUCCCUGGCCACCAACUCCACCUACUACAGCACAUCGGCCCCCAAGGCGGAGCUGCUGAUUAAGAUGAAAGACCUGCAGGACCAGCAAGAAGCCGAAGAGGAUUCAGGGAGUGACGCCGACCACGACCUGUCGGUGAAGAAGACACGUUUUAAUCACGGAGUUCAGUACCAGACGUUCAGUACCAGACUCAAUAACUUGUGUGCAUCAGGAGCUCAUCGAGAGCAUCGGUCGCAAGCUGCAGGUGCUGCGGCAGGCGCGGCAGAGCCUGCGGGAGGACAUGCAGGCCAACAGCGCGCUGGGCGACGAGGUGGAGGCCCUGGCCAAGGCCGUCUGCAAGCCCAACGAGUUCGACAAGUUCCGCAUGUUCAUCGGGGACCUGGACAAGGUGGUGAACCUCCUGCUGUCGCUGUCCGGCCGCCUGGCCCGCGUGGAAAACGCCCUCAACAAUCUGGACGACGGCACUGCUCCUGGCGAUCGGCAAUCCCUGCUCGAGAAGCAGCGGGUCCUGAUCCAGCAGCACGAGGACGCCAAGGAGUUGAAGGAGAACCUGGACCGCCGGGAGGGCAUCGUGUCCGACAUCCUGGCCAGCUACCUCAGCCAGGACAGCCUGGCCGACUACGCGCACUUCGUGAGGAUGAAGUCGGCCCUCCUCAUCGAGCAGCGCGAGCUGGAGGACAAGAUCCACCUGGGCGAAGAGCAGCUCAAGUGCCUGCUGGACAGCCUUCCGCCCGACAGAGGCAAAUGAGGGGCCUGCGGCCCGACGCCUCCCCGGCGGGGCACGCAACAGGAGGCAGAUGAAAACCCCAGCCUGGACUUAGGUCCUGGAGAGAGAAUCCCUCCCAGAACCAAAUGGCCGUUAGAAAAGCAAUAAUUUCCGUGGGCGCGUUUGGGAUGAUUGAUUGAUGUCUUAGUUCCCUGCUGAGCAGAGUGGCUCCCCGUCACCCUUGGCCUGGAAGCAACCCCACGUGGCGCCCGGUGAACGGUGAGUUCCCGAGUACGGACUGAGCUCUGGUCCCGAGGUGCACGCACGUGGUCCUUGCCGGCUCGGGUCUGCCCUUCCGUCUCCCCACGCUGCACCCCUUCCUCCUCUCAGGAGGCAAUGAGCGUGUGUCGGGCAAAGCCUGGCGCACGACCUCUCCGGUGGGUCACGGGAGGUGGCGGCUGCCGGCUUCUCCUGUUGGCCCAGAAGUGUUGAGCGUUCGUUGUGUCUGUCCUAUAAGGAUGAUCUGCGGCCCAGCAAAAAUCAGGAUGAUCCUUUAGUAACACUCUGCAAAGGUGAAUGGUUUUCCAUGUGGUUAAAAACCAACUGUGAAAAGACGAGCGUACAUGUUGGGUUCACUCACUCUAAAAUUGCCACUUAAAUAGCGUUCGCGCUUUAAAACACACGCAAAGCAGACACACGGUUUUAGGACUUCUCGGCUGACGUCACGGUUCAAAUGGUAUUUUCCUGCAAAGAGAAAUUACUUGGCUAAGAGCGUGUCCGGUAAAUGUGCUUGCUAGGUGUUUUUUUGCUUAAGGCCGACGCGACAUUUCUUAACUUACUCUUUCCCCAGAACAUAUAUUUCGCGUGUGUAUGAUCCUUAAUGACAAUUGGCAGUUUCUCUCUUUUUGCCUCUGUUUGUUGCCGUGCCGUAAGGGCCACAUACCGUUUGAGAGCCGUUGCUCCGGUCUCUCAGAGGCCCCGGUGGGCCGCAGAGCUCCUAGACCCACUCUUUUUCUGCCACACGGUGUACAGCUCCUGGUACCCUUUUUUAGCGGUUGGAAUUGUGAGAUGGUAAAGAGUCUGUUCACUAAAGAAAACUGUCAAGCUGUCAUUUUCCACUGGACAGAUCACAGGCUAGGAGAAAAUAACUUGCAAAUCAUGUAUGUGACAAACCGUUUGUAUCCAGAAUGUAUAAGAACGCUCAAACUUAACAGUAAGAAAACAAACAGCCCGAUUAAAAGGUGGGCAAAAGACUGAAAUAGACACUUCACCAAAGAGGAUAUAUGCAUGGCGAGUAAGCACGUGAAUCGCUGUUUUAGCCACCAGUGGCGUGGUUCUCACGUACUUCUUUUUAAUCUGAUCACUGUGGAGUGGUGAGUUUCGUCACAGUGCUCAUCUGUUGAAAUGUGUGGUUAAUGGCGGGAGAAGCCCUCGGAUAACUUCACGUCGAGGUCAUGUGCAGACUUUGGUUUGAUCUGUGAGAUCGUUUUACUCCUUAUUCCUCUUACUCCUAUGAAAGAAGUUUUCCAGCGGCGGGGGGAGAUGUCCCUCUGUCAGCAGUGGCUGCUGCCUUACCAAACACAGAUGCACGCAAAUGUCUUAAAGGACACUAACUAGGCCAUACUUCGCCAGCCAGAGGGGAGACUGGACUCCCGGGCUGCCGCAGUGAUCUCCGUGCACCCGUAGAGGGGGCCGACCUGGCAGGCGUCCGUGAUGCUGGCAAAAUAAACACUCCUUUGGCAGCCCACCGACGCCAAAGAGAAAUGCCUUUUCAAGUUUUUACUCCUAUUCAAUUAAGCUAUUCCUGACUUGAAAAAUCCCUCUUCUGCCAACGAAGUGUCCUUGCCACGUGGUGUGGGUCACUUGCUGUGAAAACUGAUCACGUCAGGAAAGGUAAAGCUGGCUGUCCAUGGACACCUCCCCCACACACUGCCCCUGCUUCCUCCUUCGGGGAGACAACCACGGUGAUUUCAGUGUUUUUAAUUGUCACAAAGCUUUUACCUGUGAUUCUUUCCCUUCAAAUACAGUAUUGUGAUCAUUUUGAUGAUAUGUCUGUAAAAUGUGAAAAUAGAAUUUGCGUCUGUAUCCAGCUUUUUGGUGUCUUUUGAGCCCUUUCUCUUCUACAUAGCAAUAUAUAGUGCUCUACUGUCCUUUUAACAAAGCACAUAGAAUCACAACAUUCCCGUUUGCCUCUUCAAUGGUUAGUGGGGACCCACAGAUUGCAGUGAGUCAAUGUACAUAACUUUGUAUAUAGUUAUGUUAUUGCAUAUAAAGACAAUCUGGUGCUAAUGUUUUGCCCUUGGCAUUCUUCGGUGGUGGCUGAUAGCUCACCCUUGGUCAUAGCUCAGCUGUGGAAUGCUCUGUAUAGUGAGAUUCCAGUCAGGGGCGUUGCGCCCUUGGAAGAUGCGUACAGAUUUCACGCUCAAUACUUUCACUUACGUCUCAACAGAUCAUUCUGCUUGACGUUCACAAAAUAAAUGGUGUCCUUCCGUGAA